AUGAUGCUGCGGGGCGGGAGCGGGAGCGGGAGCACCGGCAGCCGCGGGACAGGCGCCGUUUCCCCGCGGCCGCCCCGCGGACUCCAUUUCCCGUCAGCGCCCGCGCCUCGCUGUCGCGCAAAGCCGCCGGCGGGAGCCGCGGUGCCUGCCGGGAGUCGUAGUCCCAGCGUGCCCCGCGCGGAGCCCGCGCCGCCGCCCCGCUCGCGCCGCCGCUCGCGCUGCCGGGGUCUCUCAGCGCGGGGGCGGCGCCGGCGGCUGCUCCCGGGGGUCCCGGCGGAGGCGGCUCCGGCCGUGUCGGGCGAGGAGGAGGCGGCCGAGCUCCCCACGGCUGCGCGCCGGGCGGCGAGCGAGCGCAGGAUGGGGGGCGCGUGGCCGGCGGGGCCCUGUGGGCAGUGGUGGAAGCGGCCAGCGCCGGCGCCUCGGUUCUCUGCCUGUGUGAGAAGGGAGAUGCCAAGGUCACGGAAGAGACAGGCAAGAUGUCCAAGAAGGAAAAAGAAAUUAAAACAGGACUGUCAGGCCUUGGAACAGCUGCCCAGGGAGCUGCUGGAGUCACCGUCCCUGGAGGGGUUUCAGAGCCGGGUGGGUGUUGCACUGAGGGAAAUGGGCUGGUGGGUGAUGGGGCUGGGACAAAGGCUGCACUCCAAGAGCUGAAAGGUCUCUCCCAGCUGAAAUGAUCCUGUGACUGUGUGAUGCCUGUGAUGUGGCUGUGUUGGGCUGUGCGGGGCUCUGCAGGGAAGGCCGCGUCCGGCUGUGACUGUGGCAGCUGGAGGCAGGGCCUGGCUGCCCCCCACAGAGUCACAGAAUGAUGGGGCUUGUCAGGAACCUUUAGAGAUCUUUCAGCCCAACCCCCUGCUAAAGCAGGUUCUGCUUGGUCAGGGGCACAGGAACGUGUGCAGGUGGGUUUGGAAACCUGCCGAGAAGAAGCCUCCACACCCUCCCUGGGCAGCCUGGGCCAGGGCUCCCUCACAUUGACAGGGAAAUAUGUUCCUUAUGUUUAAAUGGAAGCUCCUCCUAAAGCCCACAGGGGAUACUUGCAGCAGCUUUUCACAGAAGCCAGUGUUUGCCCAUGGGAUAGAAAGCAGGGGAAUCUGGGGUACUUGUGGCAGGUUCUCUCCCUUCCCUGCCCCUCUGGCCAUGUGGCAGGAUGGAGCUCAACCCAGACGGCACUGCUGGGAAGCUGGAGCACGGCCUGGGCAGCAGCUUCCUUGAGGAGCAGCUCUUGAAGAAGAACUCCUACCCCUGGAGUGCCCCAACCAGCUGGCCCAGACCUCAGUCUCAGCACUGCUGGGGCUUUUGCUGUGUGUUUGUUUCCCUUCCAGGCUUCACUCCUCUGCUGUGUCUGCCUUUUCCUCCCUGCCCUCUUUUCCGCCUGGUUCUGUGUUCUUCCAUCCCCUCUGUGGGUUCAAGUCCGUUUCUGGUUUUAAUAAAGAUGUAUUUUGUA
Molecule: messenger RNA, 1441 nt
Organism: Colius striatus (speckled mousebird)
Lineage: Eukaryota; Metazoa; Chordata; Aves; Coliiformes; Coliidae
Product: proline-rich protein 33-like
Exons: 3
Coding region: 1-651 (216 amino acids)
Source: RefSeq, a predicted model, not a curated record